AUCUUAUAUUCAAAGUGUUUGUAUAGUUUUGAAAUUCCUCCAAAAUGUAUAAGCAAAAUAUUAAAAAUUGUUCUUAUUUAUUCUGUAUAAUAAUGAUAAGCGCUAUAUUUGGAAAUACUUUAGCUGAACUUGAAGAGUGCGAAAAAAUUGUAAUAGAGGGCGGAUCACAAGCUCUUAAAAAAAUAUUCGCCGAUUUUAGUGAAAUGAAAACAGCCAUUAAUGAAUUGAAAUCAAGUAGUAUUCACGAAUGUGUUUCAAAUAAUGAAACCAAACUUAGAGACCUGCCGCUAUUGGAUGUUCGUUACGAUAGUUUACCCAAGCAAUGUGUCAAAGAAAAAUUGCCAAAAGAUUGUGCCGCUGCAACGGCAUGUACACAACGCAGUGGGAUUUACAAAAUUCAAAUCGAUCAGUACAGUUUUGAACCGUUUUAUGUGGAAUGUGAUGCCGAUACCGAGAAUGGUGAUUGGCUCCUGAUACAAAGACGUCAUGAUGGCUCCGUAGAUUUCCUACGCAACUGGGAAGACUACGAAAAAGGUUUCGGUGAUGUCGAUGGAGAGUUUUUUAUUGGUUUGAAAAAGCUAUACGCUCUAACGAACUACAAUGGACCCCAGGAGUUAAUGAUCGUAAUGGAAGAUGCAAAUUCCACCAAAGCCUAUGCAAAAUAUGAUACAUUUGCCAUAGCAAAUGAUACGGAAUUUUAUAAAUUAAAGAAAUUGGGAAAAUUCACGGGCACAGCCGGAGAUUCACUUACUGGACAUUUGGGUAUGAAAUUCUCCACAAAAGAUCGUGAUAAUGAUACCCACGCUACUUUAAAUUGUGCGGCUAAUUUCACGGGAGCAUGGUGGUAUACUGCUUGUCAUAGUAGUAAUCUUAAUGGCAAAUUUGGCGAUAAUACAUAUGCCAAAGGUAUAGUUUGGAGGUCUUAUCGUGGUCACAAUUCCUCGCUUAAAUAUGUCAAAAUGAUGAUACGUCGCCGCAGAAAUUCCCCAUAAAAUAUGUUUUUAUUGUUUUGAAAUUAAAUUAAAAAUAAAUGUAAUAUAACUUAGAGAUCUUUAAAAA
Messenger RNA from Calliphora vicina (urban bluebottle blowfly), 1059 nucleotides. RefSeq names its product ficolin-1-like. Bases 45 to 992 code for a protein of 315 amino acids. NCBI's taxonomy places the organism in Eukaryota, Metazoa, Arthropoda, Insecta, Diptera, Calliphoridae. The transcript is spliced from 6 exons. The record is from RefSeq and is a predicted model, not a curated record.